CCGAGAUACAUAUAAUUAUUAGGCUAUCAGCUUAGUCUCUUAGAUAAAUUCCUCAGAACCAUGUUCCUCAUGAAUCUCUUCCAGGCGAAAUACAUCGGUUUGGCUCUGUUGCCUAUGAUCAGUAUUCUCCAUUCCGGUCAGGUUGUACUUGCAGAUGGUCGAGAGGUCAAUUGCAAGGCGCAUUUCGACAGUGAUCCCAGCAAACCGGAUGUUGGCUGCUGGCCGGACAAUCAGACGAAGUUUACAUGCCCACAAACUUCCUGCAGGUCAACUAGGUUUCCAGACCAGCAUUUUGGUCAAAUGGUGUUUUUACAUUGCCUGAAUGAAGAUGUACCGGUGUUCGACGUGACAGUGCAUCCACGGACGUAUUACCAUUACCCCAAGGGUGACCGAAAGUGGUAUUUUGGUCGCAACGGAUUUGUUGCUGCUUUCGACACGAAAACUAAACUUUGGUAUAACUGCCUAUAUGACGGCAGAAAGGAUAACCAGGAUACCUAUACCUGUUCGGAUUGCAAGGAGGCAUCAUGA
This is a messenger RNA of Puccinia graminis f. sp. tritici CRL 75-36-700-3, 528 nucleotides long. RefSeq lists its product as uncharacterized. NCBI's taxonomy places the organism in Eukaryota, Fungi, Basidiomycota, Pucciniomycetes, Pucciniales, Pucciniaceae. The transcript has 5 exons. Bases 61 to 528 code for a protein of 155 amino acids. The record is from RefSeq and is a predicted model, not a curated record.